AUGCGCCGAGCACUGUGGCCUCGUGUGCCCUGUCCCACACCCUCUGCUCUGCUCCUUCCAGGGAAAGUGCGAUGGCGGGACUUCCACCAGGAGGCCUACGUCGGGGGAACCGUGGUCCGCUCCGGGCAGGACCCCUACGCCCGCAACAAGUUCAACCAGGUCGAAAGUGAUAAGCUGCAGAUGGACAGAGCGGUGCCAGACACCAGACACGACCAGUGUCAGCGGAAGCAGUGGCGUGUAGACCUGCCGGCCACCAGCGUGGUGAUCACGUUCCACAAUGAGGCCAGGUCAGCCCUUCUGAGGACGGUGAUCAGUGUGCUGAAGAAAAGCCCGCCCCACCUCAUAAAAGAAAUCAUCUUGGUGGAUGACUACAGUAACGACGCUGAGGACGGGGCUCUCUUGGGGAAAAUCGAGAAGGUCCGGGUCCUCAGGAAUGAUCGGCGAGAAGGCCUGAUGCGCUCCCGGGUCCGGGGAGCCGACGCGGCCCAGGCCAAGGUCCUGACGUUCCUGGACAGCCACUGCGAGUGCAAUGAGCGCUGGCUGGAGCCCCUCCUGGAGAGGGUGGCUGAGGACAGGACUCGUGUUGUGUCACCCAUCAUCGACGUCAUCAACAUGGACAACUUCCAGUAUGUGGGGGCGUCUGCUGACCUAAAAGGCGGUUUUGACUGGAACUUGGUGUUCAAAUGGGAUUACAUGACACCCGAGCAGAGAAGAUCUAGGCAAGGGAACCCGGUCGCCCCCAUAAAAACGCCGAUGAUUGCUGGAGGGCUGUUCGUGAUGGACAAGCUCUACUUUGAAGAGCUGGGGAAAUACGACAUGAUGAUGGACGUGUGGGGAGGCGAGAACCUGGAGAUCUCGUUCCGCGUGUGGCAGUGCGGCGGCAGCCUGGAGAUCGUCCCCUGCAGCCGCGUGGGACACGUGUUCCGGAAGCAGCACCCCUACACGUUCCCGGGGGGCAGCGGCACGGUCUUCGCCCGUAAUACCCGCCGGGCAGCAGAGGUCUGGAUGGACGAAUACAAAAAUUUCUAUUAUGCAGCAGUGCCUUCCGCCAGAAACGUUCCUUAUGGAAACAUCCAGAGCCGACUGGAGCUUCGGAAGAAACUGAGCUGCAAGCCGUUCAAGUGGUACCUUGAAAAUGUCUAUCCAGAAUUAAGGGUCCCCGACCACCAGGACAUAGCUUUUGGGGCCUUGCAGCAGGGAACCAACUGCCUGGACACUUUGGGACAUUUUGCUGAUGGUGUCGUUGGCGUCUACGAGUGUCACAACGCAGGCGGGAACCAGGAAUGGGCCUUGACGAAGGAGAAGUCAGUGAAGCACAUGGACCUGUGCCUGACCGUCGUGGACCGGGCACCUGGUUCGCUCAUAAAGCUGCAGGGCUGCCGAGAAAACGACAGCAGACAGAAAUGGGAACAGAUCGAAGGCAACUCCAAACUGCGGCACCUGGGCAGCAACCUGUGCCUGGACAGCCGUGCGGCCAAGAGCGGGGGCCUGAGCGUGGAAGUGUGCAGCGCUGCCCCGUCCCAGCGGUGGAAGUUCUCACUCAACCUGCAGCGGUAGGAGUGGCUGCGGCCCGUCCCCACCGUCAGGCGGAGUCCGGUGAUCACAUCAUUGAUUAUGUUUCUUAGACUUUCCACAAAACUAUAUACCUCAGUAUUCCAUCACGGUCUGAAAAUUGGAGGGCUGCCGCCAGGUGCGGGACCUGGGCAGAUGUGGAAGAGGUGACAGGUGAGAGUGGCCCUGGCAGCACAGGUGCGGCCCAGCCUGGCCUGUGCUCAGCCCCUGGUGUGCUGCUCGCCGGACCCCGCAGGUGAGAAGCCACCAAGCAAGCCGGGCCAGGGGCGCGGGGGGCAGGGGUCGAGUCGCUACAUCACAGCCAGGGGAACCAUUUGAGGUCUCCUUUUGGCCCCAUGACACCGUGCACGGUUUCCGCACCACCCAGUCAUGCCUUGAUGCAGAUCUACGCUGACCCAUGUUGACCCCUCUCCCUGCCCCCCCAGUCCCAGCCAUCUCCCUAGCACAGACCCCUCCCUCUUCCACAUGAUGUACUUGCUAUAUCUGACUGUGGACUUUGAUGAGGCGGGACACUAAA
Manis javanica (Malayan pangolin) is the source of this 2089-nucleotide messenger RNA. NCBI's taxonomy places the organism in Eukaryota, Metazoa, Chordata, Mammalia, Pholidota, Manidae. The record is from RefSeq and is a predicted model, not a curated record.